This is a messenger RNA of Saccostrea echinata, 1086 nucleotides long. Its product is annotated as putative nuclease HARBI1. Bases 1 to 1026 code for a protein of 341 amino acids. The record is from RefSeq and is a predicted model, not a curated record. The transcript has 4 exons. Lineage: Eukaryota; Metazoa; Mollusca; Bivalvia; Ostreida; Ostreidae.
AUGGCUGCUCACAGACGACAAUUUCGUCAACGACUAAUGUUCCAGCAACACAGGCGUCCGCGACAAUUCAAAGACAGAUCAAAUCCUUUGGAAGAUUUAGAAGAUGAUGAAGUUUAUGAUCGCUUUCGGUUUCGUCCACAGACGAUUAUGUUCAUCCUCGGUCUUCUCCCUGACUUGUCCCGGCCAACUAACAGGAACCAUCCUUUGCCACCUCUGCUUCAGCUUCUCCUGUGUUUGCGAUAUUUCGCCACUGGUGCGGUGCAUAUACUCAUCGGAGACUCUUUGGACAUUUCCCGAAGUUCAGCAGGAAGGUGCAUCCGUGCAGUUGCAGGACAUCUGGCGAACCUUGCUCGCAGAUUUGUUGUGUUUCCAACAAACAAUGAUGCAGCCUCUGCAAAGCGUGACUUCUCUGCCAUCGCUGGUUUCCCAAAUGUUCUAGGAUGUGUGGAUUGUACACACAUCAGGAUAAUAAAACCCAAAGACAAUGAGGCGGACUUCGUAAACAGGAAGGGGUACCAUUCCUUGAAUGUUCAGAUGUGCUGUGAUCCUAAAUUCAUAAUAACAAGCUGUGUUGCUACCUGGCCCGGCUCAGUCCAUGACAGCAGGAUUUUCCGCCAGUCAGCACUCUGUGCUCAGUUUGAGAAUGGCCAACAUGAUGGAAUUCUGUUGGGGGACUCAGGCUACCCAUGUAAAAGAUUCUUGAUGACUCCUUUCCUUAACCCUGCUACUGCUCCUGAACAGCGUUACAAUGAAGCCCUGUGCAGAACAAGAGUUCUGGUGGAGCAGACGUUUGGCAUUCUAAAGAGAAGAUUCCUCUGCCUUCAUCAUGAAAUGGCUACAGAGCCCCCCCAGGCAGCAGUGUAUGUGGUGGCCUGCGUUGUGCUCCAUAACAUCGGGAUUGAAAGAGGGGAUGUGCUUUCAAACCAAGAUGGUUUUUUGCCUCCAGUAAAUGAUGACGGGGUAAGGUUUGUUGGACGGAAUGAUGGGGUUAUAAUGAGGCAGCACAUUGUAAAUAAUUUCUUUUAAGGUAUUCCCUCCCUGACCUGUGAUGUUGUAGAAUUUUGCAAAAACUUUUAUUGAUUUAAA